Molecule: messenger RNA, 978 nt
Organism: Drosophila subobscura
Lineage: Eukaryota; Metazoa; Arthropoda; Insecta; Diptera; Drosophilidae
Exons: 1
Coding region: 168-839 (223 amino acids)
Molecular function (GO): transmembrane monodehydroascorbate reductase activity
Source: RefSeq, a predicted model, not a curated record
UCAUUUCAUUAAUAUAGUUGAAUGGAAAACCUUAUGCAAAACGCUACAAACGAGCUGCAGAAAUAUUAAAAUAUCCUUUUCCAGGACUAUUCAGUCGAUUGAAAGUGAAAUCAAAAGUCGAUCCUUUCAAAGAAAUAGAAAAAUAAGUUGAAAUAUCAGUUCCAGACAUGAGUGAGGAGAAAUCAAAUCGAAAUACCUCAGUGAUCCAACACGUUGAAGCGGCCCUGUAUGUCCUUAAUCAAUUGUGCAUUGGCUUCGUGACCAUUUGGAUCAGUUGGAUGUGUUUGCGCCAGGGCCUGACUGGCAUACGCAUACAUGUGUGGCUGGUUACCUUUGGAUUUAUCUUUCUAAUGGCCGAGGGAAUGAUGUGCUUCUACGAGGGAAGCUGGCUGACUCUGCGCUACACUCGCAAAUACAAAACGGCCAUCCACGUCGUGCUGCAAGUGAUCGGUGGCGGUAUGGGUGUAGCCGGCUGUCUCAUCCAACUGAUUCGCGACAAAUGGUCAGUUGGAGUUACCACACAUGCCAGCCUGGGCUUUGCCGCCUUCAUCCUCUGCCUGAUCUCACUGCUGAGCGGACUGGCUGCCGUUCUGGCCCGUGCCAUGAGCAGGGCGGUGUCGCCGCUGGUCAACAAGACAUUCCAUGUGACGCUGGGCUUUGUUGCCUAUGUGAUUGCCAUGAUGGCACAAUACUACGGCUUUGCACAGACUAGCCUCUUCAAAGGACAGGGCGCGGACUUUGUUAUCCUCAUGCGAGUGGCCACGCUUGUAUCCAUGGUCUUAACCAGCAUAGGAGCCAUCAAAUCGUUGUACAAAAAAGUGCUCAGUUUCAAGAGUUGAUCUCGAUGCGUCUGCAAAGUUCUAUGUGGGUAGUGUAAUUGUUCCUUUUACAUAUUUUUACUUUAAGCUGUAAUAUUUAUAUACUUUAGAUUAAAAAUAAAAUAACUAAAACGAUGAUUAAAGAUUCUGCAACGCCAAA